Capsicum annuum is the source of this 1377-nucleotide messenger RNA. Its product is annotated as probable methyltransferase PMT6. NCBI's taxonomy places the organism in Eukaryota, Viridiplantae, Streptophyta, Magnoliopsida, Solanales, Solanaceae. Gene Ontology annotation, molecular function: methyltransferase activity. Gene Ontology annotation, cellular component: endosome; trans-Golgi network; cytoplasm. The record is from RefSeq and is a predicted model, not a curated record.
GCGCUUGUUUUAUUUGGUUCCACCUCCAGUUGAUUAUAAGAUACUAAUAAGGUGGCCAACUAGCAGGGAUUAUGUAUGGCGAAGAAAUAUAAACCAUACACAUCUUGCGGAGGUUAAAGGAGGACAAAAUUGGGUGCAUGAGAAGGAUCAACUUUGGUGGCUUUCGGGUGGUGGAACUCAUUUUAAGUAUGAAGCUACUGAAUAUAUUGAGAGGUUAGGAAAUAUGACUACUAACGAGCCAGGUGACCUACGUGCAGCAGGGGUAUAUCAAGUGUUUGAUGUUGGUUGUGGGGUUGGUAGUUUCUCUGCUUAUCUUCUUCCACUUAAUAUAGAAACACUGUCUUUUGCUCCUAAAGAUGGUCAUGAAAAUCAAAUUCAGUUUGCUUUGGAACGAGGAAUUGGUGUUAUGAUAUCCGCUAUAGCGACGAAAUAGCUACCAUAUCCAAGUAACUCUUUUUACAUGGUCCAUUGUUCAAGAUGUUGAGUUGAUUGGCAUGAUAAUGAUCAAGGUGAAUGAUCUAAUGGAUCCUAAAGGUGGAAAGAAGACUAGUAGUAAAUCUUCACUCUACGAAGCACCCCUCGGCUACAGUAUUGAAGAUGUUCAACCAAACGGUGGAAUCAAGAAGUUCAGACCUGCUUCUUACUCCAACGUAUGUGUCUGGAUUUCAUUUGUUUUGGAUAUGAUCCUUAGAGAAUGAGCAUUAAUAAUUCUAUAGUUCUGAUUACUUGCAACCUUCUUGGUUUUUAUAUGUGUAGUGCGCGCGCAAACCCUCCUGACAUUCCUUAAACUUCUAUCUAGCACGUGUCUCUUGGCACAAAAAAAUUCCCAAAAAAGUUACUUCUGUCAAUUAGUUCGGGUUAAACCCUCGCUCCCUUUUUUCUCUCCUUCGGCUGCUUUCUGCAUUUUCUCUCCUUGGUUGUGAACAAUUUCCUUUAAAAGAUCAUUAGUUUUCAUGAGUAUUAUAUCUAUAAUUUCCCUCAAUAUCACCUCCUCCUUAUUCUCCUUUGCAAAUAGGGCAUGAGUUCUUAGUAUUUGGGAGGAGUGCUUUGUUUGUAGAUGUACCUGUAGUUAUAGUGUUAUGCAUGUGUCUUGUAGUUUCUUGCUCGUGGUGUUUAGGUGAUGGUCAUUAUUUUUUCUUACCCAAGUUCAAGUUAUAUAAUAGGAAAUUGAUUAUUUCUAUCUACAAUGUGAGUGUUGUUUUUAGUCAGAAAAUUUACUAAAGCAAGUGGAGCUUGAACAAAACUCACAAAUGACUGAAUGAGCUCAAUGUCUAACUAGUUUCUUUAAUGAAUUUGAACUCCAGUUCGUCUCAUUUGUCUAAACAAGCAGAGUUGAGCUUGCAAGUUCAGAGAAUGCACAAGCUCAUUAUUAUUUUG